Molecule: messenger RNA, 1103 nt
Organism: Phanerochaete carnosa HHB-10118-sp
Lineage: Eukaryota; Fungi; Basidiomycota; Agaricomycetes; Polyporales; Phanerochaetaceae
Exons: 5
Coding region: 79-1041 (320 amino acids)
Biological process (GO): fumarate transport; succinate transport; transmembrane transport
Source: RefSeq, a predicted model, not a curated record
GCGACGAUACCUGUGCCGCUGUUCCCCUAUCAGAUUUCACCUCUGGAUCCUACUAGCCUACAAUCAUAGCACCGAGCCAUGUCUCGUAAUGCUCGAAAUGGCAAGAAGCCCGUCGGUUUCGCGACACAGCUGACAGCGGGAGGCAUCGCGGGAGCUAUGGAAGCGCUCUGCUGCCAGCCGCUGGAUACUAUCAAAGUUCGAAUGCAGCUCUCGCGGUCAGGUCGAGCUCCUGGAACAAAACCACGCGGUUUUAUCGCCACCGGUGUCAUGAUCGCACGGCGCGAGACCCCGCUUGCGCUUUACAAGGGUCUUGGUGCCGUGCUCUCUGGAAUCGUGCCAAAAAUGGCCGUCCGUUUUGCAUCAUUCGAAACGUACAAGGGAUGGCUUGCGGAUAAGGAAACAGGCAAGACCAGCGUCGGUAACGUCUUCAUAGCGGGUCUCGGUGCCGGCACGAGUGAGGCGGUCGUCGUCGUCACCCCAAUGGAAGUCGUCAAAAUACGUCUGCAAGCACAGCAGCACUCUCUUGCCGACCCGCUCGAGACGCCGCGCUACCGGAACGCUGGCCACGCCGUGUACACGAUCGUUCGCGAAGAAGGCGUUGCAACGCUCUACCGUGGCGUGUCGCUCACCGCGCUCCGGCAGGCGACGAACCAGGGUGCAAACUUCACCGCGUACCAGGAGCUCAAGAAGGUUGCGCACAACUGGCAGCCGGAGCUGCAAGAGUUGCCGAGCUACCAGCACAUGAUCAUUGGCCUCAUCUCGGGCGCCAUGGGUCCCUUCUCGAACGCGCCAAUAGACACCAUAAAAACACGUUUGCAAAAGGCCACCGCGGAGCCGGGCAAAUCGGCCUUCCAGCGCAUCCUGGCCAUCGCGCAAGACAUGUGGCGGCAAGAGGGUGUCAAAUCGUUCUACAAGGGCAUCACGCCCCGCGUGCUCCGUGUCGCACCCGGGCAGGCCAUCGUCUUCGCUGUGUAUGAGCGCGUGCGCAAGGUUAUCGAGACUUUGCAUGGGUCGGACCAGGACGACCUGUACAGCGAGUAAUGUAGAUUGUAUUAUAUUCGUCCUGUAUAGUGUUAUUUGCAUUAAUGGACUUCGUACUGUGG